ACCGGGCGGCGGCGGCGGCGCGCGCCAUGUCGUUCAGUGAAAUGAACCGCAGGACGCUGGCGUUCCGAGGAGGCGGGUUGGUCACCGCCAGUGGCGGCGGCGGCGGCAGCAGCUCCACGAACAAUAACGCUGGCGGGGAGGCCUCGGCUUGGCCUCAGCAGCCCCAGCCAAGACAGCCCCAGCCGCUAGCGCCUCAGCAGCUCAAUGGGCGGGGGGCCGACGAGGAAGUGGAAUUGGAGGGCCUGGAGCCCCAAGACCUGGAGGCCUCCGCUGGGGCGGCCGCCGCCGCCGAGGAAACCAAGGAGUUGCUGCUCCCCCAAGACGCGGGCGGCCCCACCUCGCUGGGCGGCGGUGGCGCGGGGGGCCCCCUGCUAGCGGAAAGGAACCGUCGGACUCUGGCCUUCCGAGGAGGCGGCGGCGGCGGGGGUCUCGGCAACAAUGGCAGUAGCCGCGGCCGCCCCGAGACCUCGGCGUGGCCCCUGAGGCAUUUCAAUGGGCGAGGGCCAGCGGCUGUGGAUCUGGAGCUGGACGCGCUGGAGGGGAAGGAGUUGAUGCAGGACGGCGCGUCCCUGAGCGACAGCACCGAGGACGAGGAGGAGGGGGCGAGCCUGGGCGACGGCAGCGGGGCGGAAGGCGGCAGCUGCAGCAGCAGCAGGCGGUCGGGCGGCGAUGGCGGGGACGAAGUGGAGGGCAGCGGUGUGGGAGCUGGCGAAGGAGAGACUGUCCAGCACUUCCCGCUCGCGCGGCCCAAGUCCCUAAUGCAGAAGCUACAGUGCUCCUUCCAGACCUCUUGGCUCAAAGAUUUUCCCUGGCUGCGGUAUUCCAAGGAUACUGGCCUUAUGUCUUGCGGCUGGUGCCAAAAGACCCCUGAGGACGGGGGAAGCGGGGACCUUCCUCAAGUGGGGCAUGAUGAGCUUUCGCGAGGGACCCGAAACUACAAGAAAACCCUUCUUCUGAGACACCACGUCUCUAACGAGCACAAACUCCACGAAGCCAACGCCCAGGAGACAGAAAUACCAUCAGAGGAGGGGUACUGUGACUUUAAUAGUAGGCCAAAUGAAAACUCUUAUUGCUAUCAACUUCUUCGACAACUAAAUGAACAAAGAAAGAAAGGUAUUCUUUGCGAUGUCAGCAUUGUGGUGAGCGGAAAAAUCUUUAAAGCUCAUAAGAACAUCCUGGUUGCAGGCAGCCGUUUCUUUAAGACUUUAUAUUGCUUUUCAAACAAAGAAAGCCCUAACCAAAACAAUACUACCCAUUUAGAUAUUGCUGCAGUUCAAGGUUUUUCAGUCAUCUUGGACUUCUUGUAUUCUGGUAACCUGGUGCUCACAAGCCAAAAUGCCAUUGAAGUGAUGACAGUGGCCAGCUAUCUUCAAAUGAGUGAAGUUGUUCAAACUUGCCGAAAUUUCAUUAAAGAUGCCUUAAAUAUAAGCAUUAAAUCAGAAGCUCCAGAGUCUGUAGUUGUGGACUAUAAUAAUAGAAAACCUGUUAAUAGAGAUGGUCUGUCUUCAUCACGGGAUCAAAAAAUUGCCAGUUUUUGGGCAACUCGGAAUCUUACCAAUUUGGCAAGUAAUGUAAAAAUUGAAAAUGAUGGUUGUAACGUCGACGAGGGCCAAAUAGAAAACUACCAAGUGAAUGACAGUAGUUGGGUCCAGGAUGGUUCACCUGAAUUGGCUGAAAAUGAAUCUCAAGGUCAAACAAAAGUGUUUAUUUGGAAUAAUAUGGGCUCCCAGGGAAUUCAAGAGACUGGCAAAACAAGGAGGAAAAACCAAACUACAAAGAGAUUUAUUUAUAAUAUACCACCUAAUGAAACAAAUUUAGAAGAUUGCUCAGUGAUGCAGCCACCUGUUGCCUAUCCAGAAGAAGAUUUAUCCUUCAUCAAGGAAGAACCAGAUCUGGAUGGUGCUCUACUCUCAGGGCCAGAUUGUGAUAGGAAUGUGAACACAAAUUUAUUGGCUGAAGCCGGCUCCAGUCAGGAUGGAGGUGAUGCUGGUACUUCACAUGAUUUCAAGUAUGGCCUGAUGCCUGGCCCUUCAAGUGAUUUCAAGUAUGGAUUGCUGCCAGGUACUUCAAAUGAUUUCAAGUAUGGAUUGAUACCAGGUGCUUCAAACGAUUUCAAGUAUGGAUUAUUGCCGGAAUCUUGGCCAAAACAAGAAACUUGGGAAAAUGGUGAAUCAUCUCUAAUCAUGAACAAGUUAAAAUGCCCUCACUGUAGCUAUGUAGCCAAAUACAGACGAACACUAAAAAGGCAUUUGCUCAUUCAUACGGGAGUCAGAUCAUUUAGCUGUGAUAUUUGUGGAAAACUGUUUACUCGCAGAGAACAUGUGAAAAGACAUUCCCUGGUGCAUAAAAAGGAUAAAAAAUACAAAUGUAUGGUGUGUAAGAAGAUCUUCAUGUUAGCAGCCAGUGUUGGAAUAAGACAUGGAUCUCGACGCUAUGGUGUUUGUGUAGACUGUGCAGAUAAAUCACAGCCAGGAGGGCAAGAAGGUGUAGAUCAGGGACAGGAUACAGAUUUCCCUCGGGAUGAAGAAUAUGAAGAGAAUGAAGUGGGAGAAGCUGAUGAAGAGCUGGUUGAUGAUGGAGAAGAUCAGAAUGAUCCAUCUCGGUGGGAUGAAUCAGGAGAUGUUUGUAUGUCUCUAGAUGAUUAACUGACCUAUACUCCUCAAGGAUGCUGCAUUUGGACAUAAUAUGAAUCGACAAUUUGAAUUGUUGAACUUGAAGGCUUGCAAAAUAUGGUACAUGCUGGAUGGUAGUUAUGUUGCUGUGAAAACUGUAGGGUCAAAAAGCCUUAUAGCAAAAAAAAAAAAAUUUUUUUUUUUUUA
Molecule: messenger RNA, 2819 nt
Organism: Enhydra lutris kenyoni (northern sea otter)
Lineage: Eukaryota; Metazoa; Chordata; Mammalia; Carnivora; Mustelidae
Product: zinc finger and BTB domain containing 10
Exons: 6
Coding region: 27-2645 (872 amino acids)
Biological process (GO): regulation of transcription by RNA polymerase II
Molecular function (GO): protein binding; DNA-binding transcription factor activity, RNA polymerase II-specific; RNA polymerase II cis-regulatory region sequence-specific DNA binding
Source: RefSeq, a predicted model, not a curated record